AUGGGACGUCUCCUGGCUCUUGCGACUUUGAUCGCCAUCCCGGCAGUAUCUGCACAUGGCUGGGUCUCUGGCGUCACGGUAAACGGAAAACACUACCCCGGCGCCGACCCUUCGUGGCACCUUCGAUCCGUCGGGAAAAUGCCAUCUGCAGUCUGGUACUCGGACAACUACGGCCAACAUAACCCAGUCUUCAGCAAGGACGUGGGCACUAACAAUGUCGCAUGUCAUGUGAAUGCUACUCCCGGGUCUCUUGUGAUUCCUGUCAAACCUGGCGAUACGUUGGAGUUGACAUGGGAGACUCCCGAAGGAGGACCGUGGCGGCCGACACACGAAGGCCCAGUGCUCGAUUACAUGGCUUCAUGUGAAGGCGACUGCCGCGACGCUUCAGUGGAGGAUCUGAAGUUCUUCAAGAUCGCGGAGAAAGGAAUGCUCCAAUCUCCGCAUAUGACUGCUGAUGGCGUUGGAACCUUUGGCCGCUGGGGCACAGACAUCCUGCGAGAUGCCAACAACACUUGGAGCGUCACGAUACCGUCUACGCUAUCAGGUCCGCACGUUCUACGAACUGAACUCUUCGCACUCAUGGGUGCCGGACACGAGGGCCAUGCGCAGAUGUUUCCGCAGUGCAUCAACCUGGACAUCCAAAACUCAGAAUCUGCCAGCACAAGCGCGGAUCCAUGUGAAGCUGGGGUUGACUGCCGCCUUGGCCGUGAGCUGUACAAAGAGACCGACCCUGGCAUCGACAUCAGCAUCCACCAGAAGAUCGCCAAAUACCACUGCCCUGGGCCAGCGCUGUGGCAGGGUGCGAAACGAGUGGCAACGGGCGAUCCUCAAGAUGGUGAUGCUAAGACGAGCGAUAGUACCGCAAGAAGCUCGCGGAAUUGGUUCUCGCAUUGGAAGGGCGCACCAAUGUACGGAGGUCAUGUUGGGCGGUUUAGGAGACCUCAUGGAGCGAGAUUGUAG
This is a messenger RNA of Saxophila tyrrhenica, 960 nucleotides long. RefSeq lists its product as uncharacterized. Bases 1 to 960 code for a protein of 319 amino acids. The transcript has a single exon. The record is from RefSeq and is a predicted model, not a curated record. NCBI's taxonomy places the organism in Eukaryota, Fungi, Ascomycota, Dothideomycetes, Mycosphaerellales, Extremaceae.